GAAGAAGAAGGGGAUUAUGAUGAAGAGGAAGAGGAAGAGCUGAGUCCAGUUGGGAGUGACGAGGAUGGGGAAGGAAGAGACGAUCAACACCAGAAAUUGUCCAAAGCUGAAUUCGCAACGGGCGAUCAGUCCUCUGAGGCUUUGAGUCCUGCAUCAGCAGUUGAUAAAGACAAAGACAAAACACCAACUCAAGAAAAUGUCAAAGCAUCCUCUGGAACAGACUCGACGCCUAACACACCAGAUGCAAUGCAAGCAACUGAAGAAGACUCAAAUACAGAAUCUCAAAUAACUCCUGUUCCGUCGAGUGCAAAUCUGCAUUCGGAUGUAACUGGAGCUGGCACUGAGCAGCUGGACGACGAGGACAGAGGACGUUCUAGAUCAAGUACAAAGUCUCCUCUAGUUUCGCAAAAUGUCGCAACCGAAAAUUCGAGAUCAGGUCCGUUCAGUAAGGAAUCAAAUUUUUCAUUCUGA
This is a messenger RNA of Anisakis simplex (herring worm), 471 nucleotides long. The record is from the annotation of a GenBank genome assembly. NCBI's taxonomy places the organism in Eukaryota, Metazoa, Nematoda, Chromadorea, Rhabditida, Anisakidae.